UUAUUACUAACGACAGAUCUCAUCAAGUAAAAAGUGGUAGAAACCCAAAAAAAUUAAAUAAGGUGUCGCGCAAAUUUAAAAGUGUAGUGACCAUUAAACCACAGACUAAAAAUAUAAUUGUUAAUAAUAGUGAGGGUAGUAGAAAUGAUGAAAGUGAGUUAAUGAAUAAGAAGAAAGCUGAAAAUGAGAGUGUGUGGCCUGUAAAACAUGCGGCGGUACUUGAAGGGGACAUUAUUCUUGGUGGACUAAUGAUGGUGCACGGGCGCGCGGCGGGCGGCGGCGGCGCGGCGCGCUGCGGGCCGCUCAUGGCGCAGGGCGGCGUGCAGGCGCUGGAGGCCAUGCUGUUCGCGCUGGACGAGGCAGCCCGCGCCGGCCUGCUGCCCGCGGGCGUGCGGCUGGGGGCGCUGGUGCUGGACGACUGCGACAGCGACACGCGCGGCCUGGAGAUGGCGCUGGACUUCAUCAAAGGUUCCAUCAGCAACAUAGAUGACGAAGAGUAUGGCUGCAACGCGACAGCAGUGCGGAAGGUCAUCUCUGGAGUGGUGGGCGCAGCGUCAUCCGUCACUUCCGUCCAAGUCGCUAAUCUUCUACGACUGUUUAAGAUUCCUCAGGUGUCGUUCUUCUCUACGUCACCCGAGCUAUCCAACAAGGCGCGCUUCGAGUACUUCACGCGCACCAUCCCAUCCGACCUGCACCAGGCGCGCGCCAUGGUGGAGAUCGUCAAGCGGCUGCGCUGGCGCUACGUGUCCAUCAUCUACGAGGAGUCCAACUAUGGUAUUAAGGCUUUUGAGGAAUUGGAGACUCUCCUUCAGCGAGAUGACAUCUGCAUCGCGGUGAAGGAGCGCCUGGCCAAGGACUCCGGCGCGGCAGACGAGAAAGCCUAUGACGCGAUAGUGGAGAGGCUGCUGUCACGGCCGAGGGCUAGAGGCGUGAUCGUGUUCGGCUCGGACCAGGAGGUGGCGGGCGUGAUGGCGGCGGCGAGGCGGCGCGGCGCGGCGCACGCGUUCAGCUGGGUGGGCUCGGACGGCUGGAGCGCGCGCGCGCUGGUGGCGGCGGGCAACGAGCCCGUGGUGGAGGGCACGGUCAGCGUGCAGCCUCAGGCCAACCCGGUCAGGGGCUUCCAGGAAUACUUCCUGGCGCUCUCGCCGCAGAACAACCCGAGGAACCCCUGGUUUGUCGAGUUCUGGGAGGAGCAGUUCCGCUGCCGUCACCCGGGCAGCUCGCGCGCGGCGCACAACGCGCACUACGCGCCGUGCUCGGGCCGCGAGCGCCUGACGGCGGGCAACACCGAGUUCGAGGCGCAACUGCAGUUCGUGGCGGAUGCAGUGUGGGCGUUCGUCUAUGCCAUCAGGGAUAUGCACAGAGACCUGUGCGGAGGCCGCGCGGGGCUGUGCGACGCGAUGCGGCCCGUCAGCGGACCCACGUUGCUGCGAUACCUUCGACAAGUGCGGUUUAUAGGCCUCAGCGGCGACGAGUUCCACUUCGACGCGUACGGCGACGGGCCGGCGCGCUACAACAUCCUGCACUUCAAGCAGGUGGCACGCGACGUGUACCGCUGGGUCAAGGUGGGCCAGUACUUGGACGGGGAGCUACAACUCGACAUGGACGAGAUCCAGUUCAAAUGGGACGAGCCCCAUCACCCGGAGUCGGUGUGCAGCGCGGAGUGCGAGCUGGGCCAGGCCAAGCAGUACGUGGAGGGCGAGAGCUGCUGCUGGCACUGCUUCAACUGCACGCAGUACGAGAUCCGGUCCCCCACGUCGGCCACGGCGUGCGUGGAGUGCGCGCGCGGCACGUUGCCGGACGCGCGCCGCACGCACUGCGCGCCCGUGCCCGAGCUGUACCUGCGCGCCAGCUCGCCCGCCGCCAUCGGCGCCAUGACCUUCUCCGCCGCCGGCAUCCUGCUCACCAUGCUGGUGGGCGGCGUGUGGCUGGCGCGAUGCGGCACGCCGGUGGUGCGCGCCAGCGGCCGCGAGCUUUCGUUCGUGCUGCUGGGCGGCAUCCUCCUGUGCUACCUGGUCACCUUCGCGCUCGUGCUGCGCCCCACGGACUUCCUGUGCGCUGUGCAAAGGUUCGGCACGGGAUUCUGCUUCACCGUGGUAUACGCUGCCCUCCUCACCAAAACUAACAGGAUCGCGCGAAUAUUCGACGCGAGCAAGCACUCCGCCCGCCGACCGUCGCUUAUCUCUCCUAAGUCACAACUCCUCAUAUGUUCUAUCUUAGUUUCCAUUCAGGUAGUAAUCGUUGUAGUCUGGCAAUUGGCAUCGCCGGCACGAGCCAUCCACCACUAUCCAACUAGAGAGGACAAUAUGUUAGUGUGCGACUCGUACGUGGACGCGUCCUAUACUAUAGCUUUCUUCUACCCGGUCGUGCUCAUCGUCAUCUGCACGGUGUAUGCUGUGCUAACGAGGAAAAUUCCAGAAGCUUUCAACGAAAGUAAACAUAUUGGGUUCACAAUGUAUACUACGUGUGUUAUUUGGUUGGCAUUUGUGCCAUUGUACUUUGGCACGGCGAGCCACGUCCCUCUCCGCGUGACCAGCAUGGCGGUUACUAUAUCUUUGAGUGCCAGUGUCACACUGGCUUGCCUGUUUGCGCCGAAGAUGUACAUAAUCUUAAUUCGGCCGGAGCGCAAUGUGCGCGGGAACCUGCUGCCGUCCAAGUGGCGCGCGCGCGGGGCGCGGGGCGCGGCGCCGGGGGCCGUUUGCGCGGCGCUGGUGGGGGCCGCGCCGCUGCCGCGCAACACGCCCUCCACCGACCUGUCCACGCUGGACACCACAGAGCGUUCAACAUCCACCGACCGGCAAGUCCAGACGGAAGAUAUCAAGACGACUCCAAAGAACGGCGCCAUAGAGCGGAAUGGGCUCUGCCUGGACCCCAAGAAGCUAGCAGAACUCGGAGGACUACCGGAGUUCCAACAACCGAGUGGUGCUGCUCUCAGGCGGAGAGCCACCGCCGAGCCCGCGAUGCGAGUGGCCGUCGCAGUGGUGGGUGCCAGGCCAGUGUUAUAGCGAGUCGCCAGGCCGCCGCGAUUGCCGGUCCUUGUGUGAUGAUAUAUUUGGUGAUGGUGAUAAGAGACUGCUUAAGCUUACUCAGCAAAGUGAAGAAAAAUAGUUAGUGGCACCUAUUUAACAAAACUCUCUGCGGCUUAAACUCAUUUUUCAAGUUGCCGCGUUUACGUAGCUUAGUUAAUUUAAGUAUGGAGGUAACAAUUUAUUACAAGACCUUCGAUUUGAUUCCCAGAUCGGGCUUGCAAUCUUCUGAAGACGAAGAUAUUGUUAUAAGAUUGAGAAGUCCCUUAUCACCUGUACCUACUCAGUUAAUUGCGACUUUUCACCUUCAAAAUAAAACAUUCCAGUUAUUGUUGUCAAAGUGUUUGUAAAGUGUCAAAGAAGUCUAUUUCUUAUCGUCUACAUGCAGUGCAUAUUGAACAUUAUGUUUUUGAAGAGAUUACCGAACGAAAUUAUGUGAUACUAAUU
Molecule: messenger RNA, 3473 nt
Organism: Pararge aegeria (speckled wood butterfly)
Lineage: Eukaryota; Metazoa; Arthropoda; Insecta; Lepidoptera; Nymphalidae
Product: metabotropic glutamate receptor 2-like
Exons: 17
Coding region: 162-3005 (947 amino acids)
Biological process (GO): G protein-coupled receptor signaling pathway
Cellular component (GO): membrane
Molecular function (GO): adenylate cyclase inhibiting G protein-coupled glutamate receptor activity
Source: RefSeq, a predicted model, not a curated record